Molecule: messenger RNA, 2475 nt
Organism: Zingiber officinale
Lineage: Eukaryota; Viridiplantae; Streptophyta; Magnoliopsida; Zingiberales; Zingiberaceae
Product: pentatricopeptide repeat-containing protein At2g37320-like
Exons: 2
Coding region: 466-2073 (535 amino acids)
Biological process (GO): RNA modification
Cellular component (GO): intracellular membrane-bounded organelle
Molecular function (GO): RNA binding; protein binding
Source: RefSeq, a predicted model, not a curated record
UGCCAUUAAAAGAAUAAUUUGAAAUUCGUCAGACGCGAAACCCGACAGUGGAGUUUUGUCCAGUCGACCGAAGCAAUGGAGGCGGCGGCAGGAGCGAGGUGUAGGUGGAGGAUGAGGUCGGAGGAGGAUAUGGCGGCGGCGACGGAAGAGGCAACAAGGCCCAGUCUACAGGAGUGCUAAUCCACGAGGAGAAGAAGAAUGGAAAUUUUAAACCCUAAUUGUAUUUCGGGUGGACUCUCUCUAAACCGACCCGACUUUUUUUCCCCCUAUUUGCGAUAUUGAGGCGCUGAAGAAGAGAACAGGGUGGAUGACAACGCAAGUACCGAUCUCAGAUCGAAGUUCUGAAGCCUACCUUCUCUACUUCCUCAGAAGUUAAUUGGCAAACUGGAGCUGGUAAAGUUGCUUCAUGGUUACAGAAAGGUCACAUGCGUUUGGAAAGGGAAUAUCACAUGGAUAAUACUAGUUAUGUGGAUUCAGUUGUUGCAUAUUUCUUCCAACCGUUCUUUCAUUUGUAUAAAACCCUUUUCCAUAGCACAUCACCUUCUAGAACAAUUCAGCACCUUUACAUCUCUUAGUAGAUAUAGAAAUGUAAAAGACAAGGGAGUUGACAAGGCUUUGAAAGUUUUGGAUUCAGUUAUCCCCAGAACCAGUGAUGUUCAAGGUAAGUCAGGCCUUCAUCAACUGAUAAAUGGUUGCAUGCAUGAUCUUCUCAAUUUUGAUCAACAGAAUUGCUUCAAAUCUGUUAAGAAGAGUGCAAGAACUAAUUUGUUCUAUAAAGUCAAAGAUAUAGUUGAAACGAGUCGUCACAAAGAAUCCUUGUUAUAUACUAGAACAAAUAACAAAAUAAAGGAAGAUGCUCUUUUGUCAUUUUUCAAAUUGCACAAUAGAGGGAUAGAGUUGGAUUUUCCCACCAUUUCUUUCAUCAUUAGUUCUUGUGCUUCCUCUGGGGCUUUUGGCACUGGAGUCCAGCUUCAUGCUCUCUCAAUUAAAAAUGGUUGUGAGAUUUCUUUGACCACAGGGAGCUCAUUGAUCAGCCUAUAUUCCAAGCUUGGGCAGUUGCAAGAUGCUUAUUAUAUUUUUCAAAUGAUGCCUGUCAGAAAUAUUGUAACUUGGACUGCUAUAAUUGCAGGUUAUGCACAGUACCAGGAGGUCGAGACAUGUUUGCAACUAUUUUCUUCAAUGAGACAAGCAAUGAUAGAACCAAAUGACAUCACAUUUCUAUGCAUCUUGAGUUCAUGCACCACUACUGCAUAUCUUGGGUUUGGAAGGAGUGUUCACUCUUUAGAACUUAAAAUGGGUUUUGGUUCUUAUACUCAUGUUUCUAAUGCAUUGAUCUCGAUGUAUGCUAAAUGUGGUAGCAUCAAUGAAUCUCAUUUUGUCUUUGAGAAUAUGCAAUUCAGAGAUCAAAUCUCAUGGAACUCCAUGCUUUCAGGAUUCUCACAACACGGGCUUGCUGAUACAGCCAUAGAUUUGCUGAAUCAGAUGUAUGCACAGAAUGCAACACCUGAUGCUAUUUCUUAUUUAUGCGUUCUUUCCUCAUGUCGGCAUGCAGGACUCAUGGAGAAAGGACAACUUUGCUUUGACCUAAUGCUUAAACAUGGGGUAAGUCCAGAAUUAGAUCACUACUCAUGCAUUGUUGAUCUUCUUGGCCGUGCAGGGUUGUUGGAAGAAGCAUUGGAUGUCAUCAAGAAAAUGCCUAUGCGUCCGAAUGCUGUUAUAUGGGGUUCAUUGCUGUCAUCAUGUAGGGUUCAUAGAAAUGUCUGGAUAGGUAUCCAUGCUGCUGAAAAUAGGCUUUCGCUAGAACCACAAUGUGCCGCAACUUAUCUUCAGUUAGCAAAUCUUUAUGCAAGUGCAGGGUAUUGGAAUCAUUCAGCAAAAGUUCGAAAGUUGAUGAAGGAGAGGGGGUUGAGAGCGAGCACCGCAUAUGCCUGGAUUGAAAUUGGGGGCAAGGUCUAUAAGUUUAAAACAGAUGGUUCAGACAAUCAGUUUAAUGAGAUAUUGACAAUUUUGGAUUGUUUAGCAUGCCAUAUGGAACUCUUUGAGUGUCCUGAUGAUGAGAAUUUCAUUCUUUGAAUAUGAAUAGCUAUGCCAUGGAGAAGUUCAAUAUGCAUCUCAUUUAUACUCUAAGAUUGAGGCUUUGUGGCUACAACAACCUUCCCAUGCAAGGAAAGUCUAUGCAUCUUUGGGUUACACUUUGGUUGAUCUACUAGAACCUAUUCUUCAAGGUUCAAAGAAAUCUAAAAGCAGGAUGGUCGCAUAUGCUAGGUAAAAAAGCUUCUUGCACGAGCUGAUUCGGCAUACAUUGCAUUGCGCUAGGUUUUAUUUUAUUUUAUUUUUUUGGAUAAUUUAGGUAUUUAAUUUUUUGAACCGAUUAAUUUUGGAGAUGAUCGAUUUUGUCCUAUGAAAAUAUUCUAUUGGCAAAGUUGCUUUGAUCAAUUUAACACAGGAUUUAAGUUAUGUUUUAAAAAAAAUAAA